CUGGCUUGGAAGAAUUAGCAUUUCUUUCUGGAAGAGAAGCUGAGAAAGCUUUGAUAGGGAGAUUCCCGACAGAAAUAGCCUGAGCCAUCUGGACCCUGGCCUGGUGGUUUUCCUACAUUUGCCUCAUUGUGACAAUGCCUACCAGAAGUAGUUUAUGAAAGGACAGAUUUACUCACAUGGGAUUACUGUUUCCUAGGGUUUCUAUGCUUCGUGGUAGGGAAGAUCUGGCAAUAAGUUCGGUUCACAGUGGAGGUGGGAGGAGGUUGAUGGAGGAAGUUGUUCCUGUCACCAUGGACUAGAAAACAGAUUGUGAAGUCUGAACCAAGGGUUCCAUCCAGUCUUCAAAAGCCCACACUGAGACCUCUACUGUGAGAGAGUCUACAGCUUUCUAUACAUUGUCACCAGCUGGGAAACGUGUUCACAGCCUAUAAGGACAUUUCAGAUUCAUACCAUAGUAUCUAGUGAGGAAGGCUCAGAGGGGCACACUGCCUGUGGCCUGAGAUGUGACUAGUGCCACUCCCAUGAUAGACAGCUGUGGCCAACAUUAUGCUUCGGGAACAGGAGACCAGAGGCAGGAGCCGUGACUUUUCGUAUAUUGGCUCUGCUGAUGUGAUCUGGGACUUGAGGCAAGUCUCAGCCCUUCUUGGGGCUCAGUUUCUCCACCUAAGUAAUAUGUUAUACCCACAUGCACUGGAUCUAGCUCAGAUCAUUUCAGAAUACAGGGUGAAUUCUCCCAUGAAGAAGGCAGGGUGGCAGAGACUGGUUCUCUUUGCAGAAAACCUUUGGUUUCCAGUAGAUGCCUUUUUUUAGGCAACAGCAUAACAGGCUUAAAGGGGCUAUUCAACAUGCUCUCUGACUUCAACAGGGAGUUCCAGGACAGUGAGUACUGGGAACAGGGCAGCCAAGAGGAACUCUUCCCCAUACUUUUCUAGAUUCAGAUCACUCUCUGCUUCAAUGUCCAGACGAGAACUCCCUUUGCCAUCACCUGCUCACCUUGUAUCUACAAGUUAGAUGGCUCCUUUUGCUCCCACUAGUUUUGUAAAUCUGAUUUUACUUCUCUGGACCUUGGUACCUUCACCUAUGAUAUGGGACAGGUUUAGGUGGCCUUGUCUCAUGGAAUCACACUUACUCUAUAAGAGGAAGCUUAAAAUGGGGCAAUGCAUACACUAGCCUUGCUACUCUUCCCAUGAGACCCAAAAUCCAGACACCCAAUGCUGUCUACAUCACUUAUGAAUUUCAGUUUGUACCCAUAUGUUCCAGGUCCUUUUUUGAAUACCCUUGCCAUUCAGACAUGCACACAAGAUCCUAGUAGGAGGGCAUUUCUAUACCUGGGGACAUUUUCUUGGUCCUUCUUUUUCUAUUAUCAGCCUUUAAAGUUCUUGACUGAGCUUCCAGAAGGUGCUAGAUCAGCACUCAGCUCUCUAGCACUCCCUUUCUCUCUGUAGGUCAAGCUGAGGCAGAACUCCUCACUAUUUGUUCUGGGUGGAAAUGGGGGCUGGUACUCUAUGGCUAGCUCAAGGAACUUUCCAGAUUUUAAGAUCGGAGGCUAUUGACCAUACCCACUCUGAUGUGCUUCUUGGUGUCCAGAGUACAUAGAGGCAGUUCUGAAGAUUCAAUCUGUGGUUGGAAAACAGGAUCCUGGAUCCCUGAGCCUUGUGUGUAUCAUACAAGGAGCCCCAUGGCACAAAACCAGAGUGGUCCCUGGUGACCUAGAAGAGCAAGCUGGAGAGUUCUCUCCAGUUGACAUCUGUGGUGGUUUGAAUGAAAAUGGCUUCACAGGCUCAUAAAGAUUGGUAAUAUUGUCAGGGGUGGCCUUGUUGGUGCCAUUAUCCAUGGAAAUACAUCACUGGGGGUGGGUUUUGAGAUCUCAGAAGCUCAAGUCAUGCCUAGUGUUUUUCAUUCUCUUCUUGAGGCCUGUGGAUCCAGAUGCAGAGCACUCAACUCUUUCUCCAGCACCAUAUAUACCUUCAAACUGCCAUGCUGCCUGUCUUGAUGGUAAUGGACUAAACCUCUGAAUUUAAAGAUGCUGUCAACCACUUGUUGGCUUUCAUCCUGAUGAUGUCAUUUGCCAAGAGGCAGCACCAGCACGCGACUUCUCCAAGGUAUGGCCGAGCAGAGUGAUUUUGUUGUAGAGACGAGGAGGAGGUGUUUGGAAGAGUCCAGAGUAUGGAGAGAAGCCAGGUGGAUUGCUACCCAUCAAGACACUCAGCCACCACAAUACAGAAAUGGCAGCCACAAUGAGGUUCUUCCCCAUUCUGUGCCUGGUGCUGUUCUUCAGUCACGGGGUGGCUUCCCGCCAACGCUCCCAUUCUAAGGAGAAGAAGAAGUCUAAAGAGUCCUCUGUGGGUGCUGUGGGGACUUCCCGAAGCAGAGACUUUGCCUUCAGGCUCUACAGGGCCUUGGCUUCUGAAGCCCCUGGUCAGAAUGUUUUCUUCUCCCCCAUGAGCGUGUCUAUGAGCUUGGGUAUGCUCUCCCUGGGGUCAGGCUUGAAGACUAAGGCACAGAUCCUGGAGGGCCUGGGCCUCAGCCUCCAGCAAGGCCAAGAGGAUAUGCUCCACAAGGGCUUCCAACAGCUGCUGCAGCAGUUCAGCCAGCCUAGUGAUGGCCUCCAGCUGAGCCUAGGCAGUGCCCUUUUUACAGACCCAGCAGUACAUAUCCGGGACCACUUUCUGAGUGCCAUGAAGACAUUGUACAUGUCAGACAUGUUCUCUACCAACUUUGGGAACCCUGAAAGUGCUAAGAAGCAGAUCAAUGACUAUGUAGCCAAGAAGACCAACGGCAAGAUUGUAGACUUGAUCAAGGAUCUUGACAGCACCCACGUCAUGGUGGUGGUAAAUUAUAUCUUCUUCAAAGCCAAGUGGCAGACGGCCUUCAGUAGCACCAACACCCACAAGAUGGAUUACCAUGUGACUCCCAAGAAGACCAUUCAGGUGCCAAUGAUGAACCGCGAAGAUAUAUAUUCCUACAUCCUCGACCAAAACAUUUCCUGCACGGUGGUGGGGAUCCCUUACCAAGGCAAUACAUUUGCUCUGUUUAUUCUUCCCAGCGAGGGCAAGAUGAAGCGGGUAGAGGAUGGCCUGGAUGAGAGAACGUUGAGGAACUGGCUUAAGAUGUUCACAAAGAGACAGUUAGAUCUUUACCUCCCCAAGUUCUCCAUUGAGGGUACCUAUAAACUGGAAAAAAUCCUCCCCAAGCUGGGCAUCCAGGACAUCUUCACCACCCAUGCUGACUUGUCUGGCCUUACUGACCACACCAAUAUUAAGUUGUCUGAGAUGGUACACAAAUCCAUGGUGGAGGUAGACGAGUCAGGAACAACAGCAGCUGCCUCCACAGGAAUUCUCUUCACACUCAGAUCUGCUCGACCGAGCUCUCUGAAGGUAGAAUUCACCAGACCCUUUCUGGUGGUCAUUAUGGAUGGUACAAACCUCUAUUUCAUUGGCAAAGUGAUUCAGCCCUGAGGUGGGACUCCUUCUGAAACUCACAGGCCUAUACAGAAGGAGCCAGGCAUAUUCUACAGACUAUCCACCUCUUGGUAGCUAGUGAUUUUCAUAGAGUAGAUUGACUAAUAAGGUGUUGUAAGUGAGAAGAUCAAUAUCCUGGUGGAAGCUUCCUUGAUCACAGUUGCAAGAUGUGCUCUUGCUCUAUUUUUUCAUUAUUGACACUGAUGCUAAAGAGGCCACUUGAUUGCUCCAAGGUCCUAUCACCAUAUUUGUGACAUAGUUAUGCCCAGACCUCAGACCUCUCUUGCUCAGUCUAGCGCUACAAAGCUCUGCAAGAGGCUGGUCAGCAUAGAUAAAGGCCACCAGGAAGCACGGUUAUAAACCUGGUCUCACACCUAUUAGCACCAUGGUUGAGAAAGGACAUUGGACUGAGAUUCUGAAAUGGUGCUAAUAGCUAUGUAACUCGAAAAUGAAAAUGUUCCUCUCUGCCUGUGUUUCUUUGAGUAUCCAGUCAAUGAUCAGAACAAGUAGCCCAUUCAGUGAUCUGUGAAAUUGUUACACAAGGGUUGGCUACUCUAUGCUAGCCAUGGUUGAUGUAAGAACUCAGUUUAAUAGCAUACUUGAGCAAUCAGGGUAAAAGUGUUCCACCAUGAACAAAGGUAUCAAAUCACAAACCUGGCUGACUGCAGUUGGAUGUUAGAGGUCUGUUGUAAAUAGUAGAACAUAGAUUGCAGACUGACUUGUUGAUUUCUACUUUGGCAAUAGCAAUAAAGCACUUUGCAAAGA
Molecule: messenger RNA, 4226 nt
Organism: Rattus norvegicus (Norway rat)
Lineage: Eukaryota; Metazoa; Chordata; Mammalia; Rodentia; Muridae
Source: RefSeq, a predicted model, not a curated record